Molecule: messenger RNA, 4319 nt
Organism: Paramisgurnus dabryanus
Lineage: Eukaryota; Metazoa; Chordata; Actinopteri; Cypriniformes; Cobitidae
Biological process (GO): DNA integration
Molecular function (GO): nucleic acid binding
Source: RefSeq, a predicted model, not a curated record
CACCAUCUACGCCAAUCUACCUGGACAGGCCUAACCGCUCACAGAAAGUUAUGCUUAAAGUUGCCAAAGUACUUCUGCACAAUGGUGGCCAGAUGAUUGAAGCCCAUGCUGUUCUCGAUGAUGGCUCUGAAAGAACCAUUGUUCUUCCUCCUGUCGUUCAGCAGCUGAAACUACAUGGAGUUCCAGAGGUUCUUCCUUUACAGACAAUCCAACAAAGUCAUACUGCAGUCAAAGGAGCAUCAAUAACCUUUGAAAUAUCUCCAAUUGACAGACCCACAGAGAGGUAUGUCAUCCGAAAUGCCUUUACUGCUCCCGGAUUAAGUCUAGCUGAGCAUGAUUAUCCAGUGACAGCACUGCAGAAGGCAUAUCGCCACCUAAAAGGUCUACCACUACUACCUGUAGAUAGGGUACAACCCUUACUCCUCAUAGGGUCUGAUAUGCCAGAUCUCUUGAUUCCCACUCAGCCCGUAUGUAAAGGACCACCAGGUGGCCCCAUUGCUAUAUGUACCAGGCUUGGUUGGGUGUUGCAAGGCCCAAUGAAUCCAAUUCAGCCCCCUAGAGGUCAACAGCAAUGUUUGCACAUUCUCACAACUCCACCCCGUGAUGAGCUGUAUCAGCAUGUAGAGCGCUUAUGGCAAAUCGAUGUUUUGCCAUACAAUGAAAAGGUGAUCGUUAGGUCUAAACAGGACCAACAGUCUUAUGACCUUUUACAGUCAGCUACUGUCAGAGUAAACGUGAAUGGUGUAUUUCGCUAUGCUACACCAUUGUUAAGACGUACACCUAUCACCUUGCUUCAUGCAGACAAAAAUGCUGUGAUUCCCAGUCUACGAAAUAUUGAGAGGAGGUUGGCAAAGGAUCCUAAGCGAGCUGAAUCCUACUGCUCCGAAAUUCAGAAGCUGGAAUCGGCAGGAUACAUUGCCAAGAUAUCAGCAGAGGAAGCAAACAAGACAAAGGAGUCCUGGUUUAUUCCGCAUCAUAUGGUGUGUCAUAAUGAAAAGGACCGAGUAGUAUUUAACUGUUCAUUUCAGCACCAAGGACAAAGUUUAAAUGAGCAACUGCUUCCUGGACCGGCACUGGGUCCAUCUCUGCUUGGAGUCAUAAUGAGGUUCCGACAGCAUGCCAUUGCAGUCAGUGGUGACAUCAAGGGCAUGUUUCACCAGGUGCGUCUGUUAGCGGAGGACAAGUCAGUGCUACGAUUCAUAUGGAGGGACAUGAAUAGGGAAGCUAACCCAGACAUCUAUGAGUGGCAGGUCCUUCCUUUUGGCACAACAUGCAGUCCCUGUUGUGCCAUUUACGCCCUCCAGCAUCAUGCUCAAGAGCACAAAGACACCAUGACUGGCUUAGCUAACAUAGUGGAGCACUCAUUUUAUGUAGACAACUGCCUGCACAGCACUCCAGACCAGGGUGAUGCCAAAGGUAUAAUAGAUGGACUGCGGCAGUCUCUGAUGAAAGGAGGCUUCGAAAUAAGGCAGUGGGCAUGUAAUGUACCUGCAGUUCUCAAGCAUCUGCCACCAGAGGCCAGAUCUGAUAGCAGCGAGCGCUGGUUGUCCCAAACUAGUCAUGACAUGCAAGAACUUGCCCUCGGCCUUCAAUGGAACUGCCUUGAUGACACUCUUGGGUAUAAGAACCGAUCGGCAGAGACUGUCCAACCCACAAUGAGAAACUUGUACAAGACUUUGGCAAGCCAGUUUGAUCCCCUGGGGUUUAUCAUACCAUUUACCACACGGGCUAAGACACUCAUUCAAGACCUUUGGAAACAUAACUUAGGCUGGGAUGAUCCAAUUGAACCUCUUCAUUUGCGGGAAAAAUGGCAUACAUGGGUUGCAGAGAUUUCUGACAUCACUACACUACAACUGCCACGUUCUUAUGUUCCGGCCUAUGCAGACACUCCUUCCACUGUCAGGGAAUUACAUGUCUUUUGUGAUGCCUCAGAAAGAGCAUACGGUGCAGUAGCCUAUCUUCGGGCCACAGAUGAACUAGGUGAAGUUCAUGUUGCUUACAUCUUAGCUCGAUCCAGAGUGGCUCCCCGCAAAUGCUUAUCCAUGCCACGUUUAGAACUGUGCGCCGCACUUUCUGGAGCCCAAAUGGCCAACGUAAUACAGGCUGAACUGACUCUUCCGAUACAGCAAAUCACAUACUGGUCUGAUUCCACUACCGUGCUGCAUUGGUUGAAGUCCGAGUCAUGCAGAUACAAGGUGUUUGUGGGGGCUCGAGUAUCUGAGAUUCAGACAUUGACAGAUGUAACUAGGUGGAGAUAUGUUGACUCAAAUCAAAACCCAGCUGACCAUAUCACCCGAGGUCUUACCUUAAAGGAAUUAGCAGGUCCUCACCAAUGGAGAUCUGGACCAAGUUUCUUGACUCAAACCUUAGAUAUGUGGCCAUCGGCACCCACACCAGAGAUUGAACCUGAACCUACUGAACUGAAAAAAGCAUCCUUUCUUGGAGUAGUCACAAUAGCUUCUGGCUCAAUCCCACCAGACCUUGGUCAGUUCAAAACCUGGAAAGAACUAGUUCAAGCCACUGUUAGGGCCUGUGAUGGGGCGGCUGCCCACACUGACACUCCUAAAGCCUCAGACUACAUUCAGGCAGAAAAGCUGCUUUUGGCACGUGCACAGUUCGACUCUUUUCCUGAGGAAUUCAAAGCUUUGACAGCUGUACACCCCAUUCCUACAGAUAGUCGCUUAAGUUCCCUCGCCCCAGAGUAUGAUAAAGAUACAGGUCUUAUAAGAGUAGGUGGACGACUCCGUCGGGCAGAAGCUUUGUCUCCAGACAUUAUCCAUCCUAUAGUUCUAGACCCUAAACAUCAUGUUACAAAGCUACUUAUUCAGGAUGCAGACCAACGGCUUCAUCAUCCUGGUGCAGAACGAGUUCUCGCAGAGCUACGACGCAAAUACUGGGUGAUUAGAGGUCGCGAAGCAGUACGUAAGCACCAACGUUCCUGUUACGAUUGUCAGUUUUGGCGUGCCAAACCACAAACCCCACAGAUGGCAGAUCUUCCUCCCGCUAGGCUACGUCUGUUCAAACCACCAUUUUACUCUACCGGCAUAGACUGCUUCGGCCCCUUUCAUGUAAAGAUAGGACGCCGUCAAGAGAAAAGAUGGGGUAUUUUGUACAAGUGCCUAACAACAAGAUGUUUGCAUCUAGAUCUCCUUGAACACUUGGACACAGAUGCCUUUCUUCUUUCCUUGCGACGCUUCAUAGCUCGAAGAGGGAAACCCUUUGAAAUAUUGUGUGACAACGGUACCAAUUUUGUAGGAGGGGACCGAGAGCUUAGAGACACAUUUUACCAAAUGUCCCAGGAGCUUCAAGAACAGUUGGCUGAACAGCAGAUUCAAUUUCGCUAUAACCCACCAAGUGCUCCACACUUCGGCGGAACAUGGGAGCGAGAGGUUAAAUCCGUCAAGUCAGCCUUGCGAGUGGUUCUGAGAGAGCAGUCUGUACCCGAGUCUGUCUUGCAAACAUUAUUAGUGGAGGUCGAAGGAAUGCUCAAUUCAAAGCCACUCGGCUAUGUCUCAUCAGAUAUUGCAGAUCCAGAUCCUGUGACCCCCAAUAUGCUGCUCAUGGGGCGCCAUGAUGCUUCUCUACCGCAAGUCCUCUUUGACUCCAACCAACUCUUGGGGAAACGUAGGUGGAGACACAGUCAGGUAUUGGCCGACCAUUUCUGGACUGCUUUCAUCCGCUACUACUUACCAGAACUACAGGGUAGACAGAAAUGGAGAUCAGAUGGCAAAGAGCUGGCAGUGGGGCAAGUUGUACUUUUAAUUGAUCAUCAACUUCCACGAGCUCUGUGGCCUGUGGGUACUGUGGUGGAGACAUAUGCAGGGGCUGAUGGAAGGAUUAGAACAGCUAAAAUCCAAGUCAGAAAUAAGAUGUACAUUCGCCCAGUUGUAAAACUCAUUCAGAUUCCCCAAGUUAUAGAUGAUUAGUCAAACGGACUUUCUUAAGGGAAUCAAUUAUCCUGACAGAUAAUUGGGGGCGGCUAUGUCAUAAAGUCCGUUCACGGAAGGGAACUUUAUUGCCUUUAUAGUUUGUUUCCGGCGGACCAUUAAACAGUUGCCACUGACCUGAGAGCUGUGACAGACAGCUGAGCUCUCUGAUAUCGUUCAUGUUGUGCGUUCAUGUCAAAUAUACCACAACGUAAUACACCAUUACUCUCCAUACUCCUACCAAUGUAUAUGGCUAUCAUUGCUUGGCUGCUUAAUUAUAAUAAAUAGAAGUUUGAGGAAUUACUUCUCCAUUGACUGAUUCUCUAACAGGAAUCUUUAUCCUUAUUUAUCCACUAUGAGAACAGCGAAUUAAACUAGAUGUGGGAAGGCUUC